AUGGCCGACAACGGAGCCCACCAGCUCACACAGGCCGAACUUAUAGCCCAGAUGGCUGAACUCCAGGCAGAGGUCAAAAGACUCACCGAGUUGUCAGCGCAGAAUAACACCAACAAACGAGAAGAGGGCAAUCCCAAGAGCUCAGCCCAAGGCGGCGCCGACCUAUUGAUCGCCAAUCCCCCGAAGGAGAAACUAACUUUAGAAAACCCAUUCUCGGAAGAGAUCAUGAAUUUUCAAAUGCCAAAACAUUUCACACUGCCUUCCUCACUUGAGCCGUAUAAGGGGAUUGGUGACCCCCGGGCUCACAUUAAGAAAUUUCAGUCCAUGAUGUUUUUUAACGGCUCUAAUAAUGAACCUGUGCUUUGCAGAGCUUUUCCAACUUACCUUGAUGGAGCCACUUUACUUUGGUUUUCGAAGCUACCUGCAGGAUCAAUUUCUUCUUUCGAAGAGUUGGCAAAGUCCUUCAUCGAUUACUUCGUUGCAGCACGAAUAUACGUCCACGGAUCGGAUUACCUCGGCACCAUCCGCCAAGGUCCCCAGGAAAGUCUGAGAGACUACCUGACCAGGUUUGCAGGAGCAACAAUGGAGAUACUCGACCUGGACCCCGCUGUCCACCUACACGCCCUUAAGGCCGGCCUCCAACCCAAAAAAUUCAGAGAGACGAUCGCAAUCACCAAGCCAAAGACGUUAGAAGAGUUCCGGGAGAGGGCAGCCGGACAAAUGGAAAUCGAAGAACUACGUGAGGCCAAUAAAACAGAAAGAAGACCUAAGAGAGAAGAGGACCGAAUGCCAAGGUCGGUUCAUAACAAGGAGCUCGGCAGACCCUUCAAACUCACUCCAAAAUUUGACAAUUACACCAGAUUCAACACAAGGAGGGAAAAGAUAAUCAAAGAAAUACUCAACGCCAAGAUCAUAAAACCUCCGGCAAGAGCAGGUAGCUAUCAAGACCAGAGAUUUGUAGACAAAAACAAGCACUGUGCCUUCCACCAGAAAUACGGACACACAACCAACGAGUGCGUAAUAGCCAAAGACCUCUUGGAAAGACUUGCUCGGCAAGGACUACUGGGCAAGUACAUCGAAGGACGGAAACAUAAAGAAGGUGAUAGAGACAAGGAGGAACGCCAACAAGCCUUGGCUAACAAAGACACCAACAAAUGGUCAAAAAACACCCAACCCAAAGGGAUUAUAAAUUGCAUAUCCGAAGGAUUUGCCGGGGGCGGCGAAACAACGUCAACAAGGAAACGCAGCUACCGAGCUAUGCUAGCGAUCGAAGGAACACCACCACCAAGCAGCCAAGAUAUGCCCGACCUAGAAAUUACUUUCAACAAGGCAGACAUAUGCUCGGCCGCCCCACACCUAGACGAUCCAGUGGUAAUCUCUAUCCAAAUAGGCGAUUUAUUGGUAAGAAAAGUCCUUUUGGACCCAGGUAGCAGCGCAGACGUUUUCUUUUAUUCUACCUUCUUGAAAAUGAAUUUAUCUGAAAAACUGAUACAACCCUCAUCCGAAAAACUGGUAGGAUUCUCCGGAGAAAGGGUACCAAUCAAAUGUUACAUAUGGUUAAAAACAACAAUGGGUGAUGAUCCACUACUCAGAACUCUUGACAUACAGUAUCUAAUAGUUGACUGCAUCAGUCCUUACAAUAUUAUUCUCGGGAGACCUGCUCUGAACAUGUUCAAAGCAGUGAUAUCAACUUUUCAUCUAUGUGUUAAAUUUCAGGCACAAGACGGAAAAAUAGCAACAAUUCACUCGGACCGCCAACAAGCUCGGCAGUGUUAUAACUCUAGCCUAAAGAAGUCGGACACAAUUCAGAAACAGCACGAAGUCAAAGCAGUAUAA
This is a messenger RNA of Arachis ipaensis, 1836 nucleotides long. RefSeq lists its product as uncharacterized. NCBI's taxonomy places the organism in Eukaryota, Viridiplantae, Streptophyta, Magnoliopsida, Fabales, Fabaceae. The record is from RefSeq and is a predicted model, not a curated record.